Linepithema humile (Argentine ant) is the source of this 2029-nucleotide messenger RNA. Its product is annotated as cationic amino acid transporter 2-like. NCBI's taxonomy places the organism in Eukaryota, Metazoa, Arthropoda, Insecta, Hymenoptera, Formicidae. Gene Ontology annotation, biological process: L-ornithine transmembrane transport; L-arginine import across plasma membrane. Gene Ontology annotation, molecular function: L-arginine transmembrane transporter activity; L-ornithine transmembrane transporter activity; L-lysine transmembrane transporter activity. Gene Ontology annotation, cellular component: plasma membrane. The record is from RefSeq and is a predicted model, not a curated record.
GCGGCACAUCGUUCUGCACGAUAUAAUUGACAAUCGCGUUCAGCUGUGAUUGCAGUAAUUGUAACGACGCGGAUUUGUGCACAAUUAAAAGUCACAUUGCUUUAAUCAAGAUGUAUAAUAUAACAUCGAAAUUGUGUGACCUGUACAAGGCAUGUAGUCGCAAAAAAAUGGUGGAGUUCUCUCAGGACUCGAAAUUAGCCAAGAUUUUGUCAACUCUCGAUCUCACAGCUUUGGGAAUCGGCUCUACUCUAGGAGUAGGUGUAUAUGUCCUGGCAGGAAGCGUUGCAAAACUCAUCGCCGGUCCUGCCGUAAUCAUUUCGUUCGCUAUCGCUGCGAUAGCAUCAAUGUUAGCAGGUCUCUGUUACGCUGAAUUCGGUGCACGAGUGCCGCGUGCGGGAUCCGUGUACGUUUAUAGUUACGUUACAAUAGGUGAAUUCGUGGCAUUUCUCGUCGGCUGGACCAUGAUUCUGGUAUAUGUGCUUGGCGCGGCCAGCGUGGUACGUGGUCUGAGUACAUAUGUCGACGCGCUUUGCAACAAUGCCAUGAGAAAAGCCUUCGAAUCAGCAGCACCUAUAGAUGUCAGACACCUGUCCCCGUAUCCAGACUUCUUUGCAUUCGGUGUCACCUUGGUAUUCUCAGUCGCACUUGCUUUCGGAGCCAAGGAAUCCUCGCUGGCAAACAAUUUAUUCACUUUGGUAAACCUAUUUGUCGUACUCUUUGUUAUAAUCGGCGGCGCCUUUAAAGCUGAUAUUAAUAAUUGGAAAUUGGAGCCUUCGUGCACCGAGAAGAACUGCCCGUACGGAACCGGUGGAUUCAUGCCUUACGGCAUAAGAGGCGUCAUAAGCGGCGCGGCAACAUGCUUUUAUGGAUUCAUUGGGUUCGAUUGUGUGGCUAUUGCGGGAGAGGAGGCUAAGGAUCCAAAACGAUCCAUCCCUAUAGCAAUCGUUGCGUCGCUAAUGAUUGUUCUCUUCGCUUAUUUUGGUGUAUCAGUAAUACUUACCACCGUGCUACCAUAUUACGAACAAGAUAUUGGGGCACCAUUUCCGUAUAUGUUCGACAAGAUAGGAUGGAGCUGGGCUAAGUGGCUCGUAUCAGUCGGGGCGAUUUGCGGUCUCUGCUCUAGUUUGUUAGGCGCUAUGUUUCCGCUGCCGCGAGUGAUUUACGCCAUGGCUUCAGACGGACUGAUCUUUAAACAGAUGGGUAAAGUAAGUUCACGAUUCCAGACUCCAAUCAUCGGUACUCUUUUCGCUGGAUUCUUUACAGGCAUCCUAGCAGCGAUAUUUGAACUCGGGCCACUAACGAGCUUAAUGAGCAUAGGCACAUUAUUUGCGUAUCUGAUUGUAGCGUGUUGCGUUCUUAUUCUACGUUAUGAAGAAAGCGAAGCGUACGAGAAGAAAGGCGAUCACGAUCCCAGAACCUUCACAUUCAUCACGAAACAACUGGUAAACGCGAAUAAAUUAUAUCAUUCUACAAAACUCACGUCGCAGAUCGUUACGUCUCUCGUACUUUGUUAUAUUAUCCUUUGUUUCGGUGUCACGACUUUGUUAUCAAUGCAUAUGGAAGAGAUCAGCGCCGGUAAUGCAAACUACAUAAUACCACUCGUCAUUUUAACUGUUGCACUCUUGAGUACACUUUGCUUCAUUUAUUUUCAACCAGUUUCCGGCAAGAAACUCACAUUCUCGGUGCCGCUCGUGCCAUUUUUGCCAGCGUUAAGCAUCUUUAUUAACAUUUAUCUUAUGACGAUGUUGGAUAAACAAAUAUGGGAAAUAUUUGCCGAAUCAAUAACAAUUGGUUUGGCUCUGUAUUUCUUGUACGGCGUAUGGCAUAGUAAUAACCGAGAAAGGAAGUUAUCAUCGAAAUCUACUGACAAAGAAAAUGGCGAAAGGAAAAUUUCUAAUGGCAAAGCAUGGGGAAAUGGUGACGUUUCUCAUUACACGUGAUAAACUAAGAAAUUGUUAUAAUAAUGUGUAUUUAUUGCUCUAACAUUCUUGCGUUGUAUAGUUAAAUAUUUAAUACAUUUAUAAGUAAA